Melospiza melodia melodia is the source of this 1508-nucleotide messenger RNA. It is a transcript of the gene EFNA3, whose product is annotated as ephrin A3. The transcript is spliced from 5 exons. Gene Ontology annotation, cellular component: plasma membrane. Lineage: Eukaryota; Metazoa; Chordata; Aves; Passeriformes; Passerellidae. The coding region runs from base 74 to 742 and encodes 222 amino acids. The record is from RefSeq and is a predicted model, not a curated record. Gene Ontology annotation, molecular function: ephrin receptor binding. Gene Ontology annotation, biological process: axon guidance; ephrin receptor signaling pathway.
GGCGCGGGCGGCUCGGGCUCGGUUCUGCCUCCCUCCAUUCCCCGGCAUCGCGGCGGGCUCGGGCGGCGGCAGGAUGGCGGCUGGGCUCCUGCCCCUGCUCCCGCUGCUGCUGCUGCUACCGGGCCGGGGGCCGCCGGGGGCCCUGGGCAACCGGCACGCCGUGCACUGGAACAGCUCCAACCCGCACCUGCGGCGGGAGGGCUACACGGUGCAGGUGAACGUCAACGACUACCUGGACAUCUACUGCCCUCACUACAACGCCUCGGUGCCCGAGCACCGGCUGGAGCAGUACGUGCUCUACAUGGUGAACGCGGAGGGCUACCGCACCUGCAACACCAGCCAGGGCUUCAAGCGCUGGGAGUGCAACCGGCCCCACGCGCCGCACAGCCCCAUCAAGUUCUCGGAGAAGUUCCAGCGCUACAGCGCCUUCUCGCUGGGCUACGAGUUCCGUGCGGGCCAGGAGUACUACUACAUAUCCACGCCGACACACAACCACCGCCGGGCCUGCCUGAAGAUGAAGGUGUUUGUCUGCUGCGCCUCCACGUCGCACUCCGGGGAGAAGCUGGCGCCCACCCUGCCCCAGUUCACCCUGCGGCCCGAGGUGAAGAUCGAGGACCUGGAAAACUUCAACCCGGAGAUGCCCAAGCUGGAGAAGAGCAUCAGCGGCACCAGCCCCAAGCGGGAACAUUUGCCCCUGGCCGUGGCCGCCGCGCUCUUCCUCAUGACGCUCUUGGCCUCGUAGCUCCCGGUGCCCGCGGGGGCCCGGCCAGCGCCGCCGUGCCCCCCUCCAUCUGCUGCCCCUCGUGAGAGCCUCGGAAGCACGGCGAGAGCACCGGAGAGCGGCGGGAUCACGGCAAGCAGCAGCGGACCGGCAGCUCCGCAGGGAUGCGGCUCCUCCCGGCGUCCUGCCCGCAGCCUCCCCCCCGGGGCUGCUCCGUGCCUGGGGGGGCAGCGCCGAGCCCCGAUGCGAGCAGGGACCCCCGGGGCCGGGCAGGCUGUACAUACCCAUAUAGAUCUAUACAUACUGUACAGAGAGCGACUACAGAGAUAUUAUAUCUAUUACUGUACCAUAGGCAGCGGCGCCGGCCCCGGGCUGGCUUGUACAUAAGUCGAACGUGUUGGAUUUUCCUCGUCUUCCGUGAAGACCCGACCUAUGCAAACGCACAGACACUUUUUGGGGAACAACAAAACAAAACAGAACAGAAAAAAAAAAAAAAAAAAAACCAUUCUCGAUCUUUUUUUCAAGUGCUUUGGCUGGUGAUUUUCAUAUUCUGCUCUUAGUCUAUUAAAAAAAAAAAUUAAUAAAAGGAUAAAAAAAAAGGGAUCCCUGUCACGGUGGCGUGCAGCACUUCCAGCCCCUCGGAGGGGUCCCAGGGGGGCUCCGGCUCGGACAGGCGCUCAGGAGAGGGCUGAUCUCCACCGUGCCACCCGCCUUGCCAGGCACACCAGGCUCGGUACCGCUGGCAGGGGGACGCAGGGCACUCCCCACCGACCCUCCCAGCGCCGGC